This is a messenger RNA of Cephus cinctus (wheat stem sawfly), 2384 nucleotides long. RefSeq names its product zinc finger protein 626. Gene Ontology annotation, biological process: regulation of transcription by RNA polymerase II. Lineage: Eukaryota; Metazoa; Arthropoda; Insecta; Hymenoptera; Cephidae. The coding region runs from base 458 to 1372 and encodes 304 amino acids. The transcript is spliced from 3 exons. Gene Ontology annotation, molecular function: DNA-binding transcription factor activity; RNA polymerase II cis-regulatory region sequence-specific DNA binding. The record is from RefSeq and is a predicted model, not a curated record.
AUGGGCCUCUUACUGCUGUGGGAAAGCGACAGUGAGAGACUGAAGCUGCGAAUGAGGAUAGCGGCCGCGAAUAGGCUCUUUGGGAUUUUCGUGGAGCAACAGGCACAUUGCAGACUGUAUUUACCUUAUUUGAAAUAAAGAAGCAGCCUUUUCAAUGAACGAAUGGAGCUACCGUAGAAUAUAUUAUAGUAUCAUUGAUGAAAUCGGAUGGAUAGGAAUGACUUAAUGGCACUCUAAGAGGCGUUUUAAGAAUUGACUAGAUUUGUCUGAAAGAAAUGUAAAGAUGGCGAUAAUUUCCGCUGUCACAGUCGACAGUCGCGCUGUCACCCAUCACUCGGUUCGAGGUCGCAGACUUUUAUAUUGAAUCAAUUAAAAGGUCGACCAAUGGAGCAACAAUCACCAGGAGUUUGACGAUUCUCAAGACCUUAAGAUCAAGACGGAAGACAUUGAGAGGGGAAUGGAUUCGGAGCUCAAAUCGGAGAGCAACGAAAAGGCUUGCGAAAUAUGCAAUGAAAAGUUCCACUUCGUAACGCGCCUGGUGGCGCAUCUCAGGAUUGCGCAUGGGAUUCAUAGGCCGUUCAAGUGUCAAACCUGCCCCAAGACCUAUCCCCAGCAGUUCAUGCUCAACGCUCACGUAAAGAAGUCCCACACUCCGAAAAUCGUGCCCUGCUCGCAAUGCGAGUUCAUGGGCGUCUCGGGGACGGACGUCGAGCGACAUAAGAGACGCAUCCAUAAGGAGGUCAAGUUCACCUGCGAGAUCUGCAGCGAGAGCUUCCUCGAGAAAGCGGCCCUGAUCGCGCACACGACGAUGCACAACUUCAUGCAGUACCAGCAGUGCAACGCCUGCGGGAGCACCUUCAACGACGUCUACUCGCUGAAGGAGCACAAUCGGCUCUAUCAUUUCAGUGCGGAUUCGAUGACGAAACCCGAGGAAGUGCCCGAGCACAAAUGCGACAUCUGCGGGAAGCUCUACAAGUACAAGUCGGUCCUGAAGCAGCACAAGGUCAAGGCCCACGGCGACGCGCCGAAUUACGAGCGACGCCGAUACCUCUGCGCCCUCUGCGGCAAAGAACUCAAGACGGCUAAGGGCCUCGAAAUUCACAAUAGAUCGCACACUGGUGAGAAGCCUUACACCUGCGAGGUCUGCGGCAAGUGCUUUGCCUGCGAGACCCUCCUCAGGACUCACAACGUGACGCACACCGGAGAGCGCAAGUAUUCCUGCGAGCAAUGCGGCAAGGCGUUCACUCAGAGAUCCACCCUGGUAGUUCACAAGCGAUAUCACACAGGCGAGAGACCCUACGUCUGCCCCAGGUGCACCAAGGGAUUUGUCACUCGUACCGUUCUCAAUACUCAUCUUAAGUCCUGCCGUUGACCAUCCUGUGCUGCCAUCUUCACCUCCGCACGCAGGUCCGCCUGCAGGCUUCCUUUCCUCGGUUUAUCGCUGUUCCCGCCUGCUUCCGCCUGUUUCCGCCUGUUUCCUGCCUUGCAAAGCAGCGAUAUUCUUCGACCUUUCUAAAUCUAUCAAUUCAGUCAUCUUCUUGUUGCUCCUUCAAAAUCCACGCCGCGAGGUACAAGUAACACCACGGUGUUCGCACUUUCUACGCCUCGAAUGCCUCAAGGCUUCGACCCUCGCAAUCCUCGCGCGCACGUAUUCCAGCCUUAUUCAUUAAUCGUUCGGUCAAGUUGCUUUAAUCCGACGCACUCCCGAACUUAUUCGGAUCUAUUAGGAUCUGUCGCCUGAACAAAAGUUACUCUUUUGCGAACCGAAGGGAGGAAUAAGGGAGCAACGAUGAGCAGCGAUUAAUAAAUAACACUUGACUGAGAGCUGGUUGUUAACGUUAUCGAAUUAGAGUUAUCGAAAUACUAUAUUACAUUUAAGUUUCCUACACGUUCGGUUAAUUCUACUAUACUAUUGCUCUUAGAAUAAGUCUGCUGACCAAUUUGAAAUUUUACUACUUUUGUACAAAUAAUGAAACAUCCGAUUCUCGCUUCUGACUUAGCGAAUAUGAUUGACGUAGAUAAAAUUUCGCAUUAAAAGCACCCCAUGACGCGAUAACGCAGGACUGACGAUCAUCUUAGGAAAAAGAAAAUCUCAAUCUCGUAGAAUCUCAAGUUUUGGACUGUACUUCAUUGGAUACCUCACCGCACCUACGGUCCUCGUAUAUGUAUAACUAUACGCCAAGCUCUUACGGAAGCCACUUUUAUUUUAUGACGGCGCUUGGUUUUAUUUUUUUUUUGUCAUUAUUCCUCGCUUCGACAUCUGAAAAAAUCUCUUUCUACAGUUUCUGUAUUAAGUGCUAUCAGGAAAAGGGGGAGGAUAGUGAAUUAUGGGCGACUACAAAGAUUGCCGUUGAUUUUAAUAAAUAAAUCUUACAUAAAACAGC